Rubroshorea leprosula is the source of this 2413-nucleotide messenger RNA. Lineage: Eukaryota; Viridiplantae; Streptophyta; Magnoliopsida; Malvales; Dipterocarpaceae. The record is from the annotation of a GenBank genome assembly.
UGGAAAAACUCAGUUAACCUCUUCAUCACACCUUUUGCUGUCCUGCAUUCUGUUUAGCUUCCAUGGAGGGUGCCAUUGGAAAUCCUGCAGCCUAUGUCCAGCAGCCAAAAAGAGGCAGCUUAAUCAUGCUCUCAGCAUCUGAUGAUACUAUGAUGCUGAAGCAAAUCCAGGCAACUCAUUCUCCUGAUGGCCGUGAAAUCAAUGUCAAACCUCUCCUGCUCAUUGUUGAAGACAUCUUCAAGCAAUCCACGCCUGCCAUUGAUGCCAUUGUUAGCCCGGCACAGUCAGAGGCAUUGGAGGACAAGACAUACCAAGCUACUGUGGCCAGCAUGCUUGAAGCUUUGUCAUUUCUGAUUGAUCGAAUUGCUUCUGAGAUAACAUACAGGUGCACAGGAGGUGGGGAGGCACAUGAAGCAGCAAUAUCAAUAUUGAAAAUGGUGUCAAACUAUUGGUGGGAUGCCAAAUUGGUGAUAGCGUUAUCAUCUUUUGCCAUGAACUAUGGUGAAUUCUGGCUCCUUGCACAGAGCUACACCUCAAACCAGCUAGCCAAACAGCUGGCAACCCUUAGACAAUUGCCUGAAAUCUUACAGCACACCAACAUUCUGCAAUCCCGGUUUGAAGCAAUCAAAACUCUCAUCAUUUCCAUGCUAGAUAUUGCCCGUAGCAUAGUUGAGUUCAAAGAGCUACCAUCCCAGUAUAUUACAGCGGAUCAUCAUGCACUGUCCACGGCAAUGACCCAUAUACCGUUAGCUGUCUAUUGGACUAUAAGAUGCAUGCUGGCCUGUGCCUCUCAGAUCAUUAGCCUCACAGAGUUGGGGAGCGAGCACUUUUUAUCCACCGCAGAGUCCUGGGAGUUUUCAACUCUAACUCACAAGCUCAGCAAUUUGAACAGCCACCUAGCAUCUUUGCUAGCUACCUGCUACAAGGACAUAGAUGAGAAGAAAUAUAUUGAAGAGUAUCAGAACCUUGUGCAUUUGCUUGAGACAAGAACCCAUAUUGACAACAUGAAGGUUCUCAAGGCGUUGAUUAACCCAAAGGAUGAUCCACAACCACUUGUUGAUGGAUUCACAAAGAGAAGGGUUCAUAUUGAAGUCUUAAGGCAAAAAAAUGUCCUCCUGCUGGUAUCAGACCUAGACAUCCUGCAGGACGAGGUCUCCAUACUUGAACAUAUAUACAGUGAAGCCCGGAGCCAACCAGCAAGGCUGGAGAGCCAAUAUGAGCUUGUGUGGCUCCCAAUAGUGGAUCCAUCUGUUCCAUUAAUUGAGAGCAGGCAGAAGCAAUUUGAGAAUCUUCAGGCUAGCAUGACAUGGUAUACAUUACACCAUCCUUCUUUGCUUGACCGAGCAGUGAUCAAGUUUGUCAAGGAAGAGUGGAAGUUUCAGAAGAAGCCUAUUCUUGUGGUUCUAGAUCCACAAGGAAGGGUUGCAUGCCCAGAUGCACUCCACAUGAUGAGGAUUUGGGGGAGUUUGGCCUUCCCCUUCACAACUGCAAGGGAAGAAGCCCUGUGGAAUGGAGAAACUUGGAGACUUGAGUUGUUGGUGGAUAACAUUGAUCAGCAAAUUAUGAACUGGAUGGACGAAGGAAGAUUCAUUUGCCUGUAUGGAGGAGAGGACAUUGAGUGGAUCAGAAAAUUCACAACAACAGCUAAUACUGUCGCACGAGCUGCAGCAGUCCCCUUGGCCUUGGUUUAUGUUGGAAAAAGCAAUCCAAAGGAGCGUGUUAAGAGUAACAUGUUGACCAUCGUUGCAGAAAAGCUCAGCCACUACUUGCCAGAUCUCACCUCAAUUUGGUGGUUCUGGAUUAGGAUAGAGAGCAUGUGUUACUCCAAGAAUCAACUUGGGAAAACAGUGGAGAAUGAUCCUAUAAUGCGGGAGAUCAUGACCCUGCUCACAUUUGAUGCCACAGGGGGUGGCUGGGCUUUAAUCAGUAGAGGUACAGCAGAGAUGACCCGAGCAAAAGGGAGCAUAUUUUUAACCUGCCUUUCUGAAUAUAACCAGUGGAAGGGAGAUGUGCAGCCUAAGGGAUUUGUGAAGGCAAUACAUGAAUACCUCCUGCGGAUUCAUACCCCACAGCACUGCAACCGGCUCCUGCUGCCCACUACUGUUGGGAAGAUACCAGAAAGAAUUGUCUGCACUGACUGCGGCCGCCCCAUGGAGAGGUACAUCUUGUACCAGUGCUGUGAUGAAUAAAGAACACUUUAGACACCACAACCAUCCUACUACUUAUGAUGAGUGCAAUAAAGUCAAUAAGUUGGAUUUUAAGAUCAAUGAAUGCUUGUGUAUUUUGAAGGUUUUCUACUAAAAACUUUACAUAUAAGAAAAUGUAAGUUUGUAGUACAGAAAUUAUACAACACAAGUCCUAUGUAUCAACCAAAAUCUAUUAUUGUAUGGUCCAACAAAAUCUAUGUUUGUCU